Morchella sextelata is the source of this 156-nucleotide messenger RNA. RefSeq lists its product as uncharacterized. Lineage: Eukaryota; Fungi; Ascomycota; Pezizomycetes; Pezizales; Morchellaceae. The annotation marks the transcript as partial. The transcript has a single exon. The record is from RefSeq and is a predicted model, not a curated record.
GCCCUCGGUUGUGUGGCAACCAAGGCUGCAGGUGUUACAAAGGCUUUGACUAAGGGUGAUUGCCUUGGGUAUCGGAAACACCUGCUGACGCUUAGAGAAAAGCGGGGUAGCGGUGGUAUUGUUUCCGGCGCCGAGGAAAAGCUUCACCGGAACUUA